AUGGUUUCUAAUGAAGGCCCAAAGACAGGCGAGACCCUAAGCGAUGAAACAAUUAUUCGUAACAUGAUCACCUUUUUGAUUGCUGGGCAUGAGACUACGUCUGGACUACUGUCGUUUCUCUUCUAUGAACAUAUCCAAAACCCAGAAGCGUAUAGAAAGGAGCAGGAAAAGAGGCUUGCCUCCGCGAAACACUCCGCCUUCACCCUCCAAACUAAAGGAGAUCAGGUCCUUGAUGGGCGCUACCAUGUUAAAGAUGGGGAAUCUGUCCAGAUCCUCCUGACUAGGUUCCAUCGUGACCCGGAAGUAUAUGGCCCAGAUGUGGAGGAGUUCAAGCCUUCUCGGAUGCUGGAUGAUGCAUUCGACAAGCUUCCCCGCAAUGCUUGGAAGCCUUUUGGAAAUGGCGUCCGUGCCUGUAUUGGUUGGCCCUUCACUUGGCAGGAAGCUCUCCAUGCAUAUAUUUCGAGUCUGGAAGCAAAUGUGAAAGACCUAGAAGAGAAAUUACGCUUGGCUCGGUCUCUUAGCAGCGAACCCCUGGAACUGACCAAAAAGUCGCCAGCACAAAGUGAGAGUCCAAUCGAUCAUCCGCAGGCAGAAUGCCACUCAGAAAACGAUGGACAUAAGUGUGAUGGAGAUGGGAAGCAAGACGAGGAUGGUCUACAUGAUGUCCGAUCCAGCGGUAAAAAUCCAGCUGGAGCCGACAGCAACCUUGCGCAGGUUAAGCGAAGCAAUCACCAUCUUUUCUUUACGACACCUCAAGGGGCGAUGCGCUUCUAUGGACCGUCCUCCGGCUUCUCUAUAUUUUCAGCAGGCAAUCCGCAAUGGACCAAUGAUCGCCCAGAGAAUGCGGUUUGGCAAAGCGCUUCUCUCCGCGAGAUGGACACCUGGCACUUAAGAAGCUGGGUUCCACAAGCCCUCCGGGACGAUUUCAGCAAGAGGGAAUCUCAACCACUACCCUCAAAGCCCACAACGCUGAAGCUAGUAGGAGACUAUUUUGCUCAUAUCAAUAUGGCCUUGCCACUCUUCGAUGAACAACAAUUCCUCAGGCGCCUAGAGCGUCAAUACACUUGGAAUCCAGACAGUAGUCCAUCCUGGUGGGCAGCACUCAAUAUCGUCCUUGCUCUGGCGGAGAAACGGAAAGUUGAACAUGACUACAAUAACAAUGGGAACUGCCUGGUAUCCUUGGGCUACGUGAAGAAUGCCCUGAAUGUUGUGACCCAGUUGCUUUUGCAAAAUACGGAUAUAUUGGCUGUCCAGGCUAUGCUAGGCCUUGCUCUUUACUUCCAGGACACUGCGAAUCCCCAACCACUCUUCGUGUUUAGUUCACUUGCACUUCGCUUGGGGCAAGCAAUUGGAAUUCAUAGAUCGGUACGCUUUGGACUAAGCAACUGUGAAGUGGAAGAGAGACGGAAUGUAUUCUGGAUUGCAUAUGUCCUAGAUUCAGAUAUCUGCCUGCGCACGGGACGGCCGCCCAUACAGGAUGGAGACGACUACGAUGUUCAGCUCCCCGGCGAAUACUCCAAAGGAGGGAAAGGGGUGUUACAACAACAGGGUUCCUAUAUUGACGUGAGCUUUUUCGGUUUGUUGGCGCGGUUUGCUGUGUUGCAGCGGCGUGUCUACGAUCGAGUUUAUUCUAUCUCAAGUUUGCAAAAGGUUUCUCCAGACUUACUGAUUGACAUUGAGCAAUGUGAGAAAGAACUUAAAGCGUGGAAAGCAGGAAUUCCUCAGCAUUACCGACCGCGGCGGAAUUAUACUGCCCCCCAGGAAGCCAUCCUUCCACACGUCAUUCGGUUGCACCUGGCUUUUCAUUGCUGUGAAAUCAAUCUUCAUCGUGUGAUCGAGCUGCCGGGGAGGUGUAAAACCCAUGCCCACUCCUGCAAAAGCCAUACAGAGUCCACGUCUAUCGCGCUUGAAGCCGCACGGUCUUCUAUUGAGCUCAUAGAACCGAUAAAAUCAUUGGGUUCAUCUUUUUCUUGGGGAUGUGCAUACUAUCCUGCUGCUGCCGCAGCGACGUUAUUCGCAAAACUUCUUGCCGACCCUAAUCAUGACCGGAAUAAGUCAGAUCUUCAAAGAAUCCGUCGGGUUACGGAUUUUAUAUCUACAUUAGUAUCCGAAGAAGGGGGCACAUAUUUAGAUUAUGUCCUCUGGAUGUGUAAGAAGUUCGAACUGACGGCGCAGAAGCUUCUGCAGCCCGAUCAACAAGAAGAUGGAAAUCCUCUGAAAGAGAAGACAGGUGUUAUUGCGCCUGCCUCUCAUCCGUUUCAGCAACGUGUCUGGGAUAAUGCGUCUCUCUCUCCUAGCUGUCCUUCUAUCUAUGGAGGACCCACCAACCUCAGCGCUAUUCCCUGGCGAGGGGACCUCGGAGAGCAGAAUGCGCUCUUUCACUCCAGUGAUAUCCCGCUUCCUCCAGACUGGGAAAGCGAGCACCAGUUACCCAUGGGAUGGAAUCUGCAGGAUAUGACCAGCGGCCUCCCUCCCUUUUUUCGUUUAUAUUAG
Messenger RNA from Aspergillus caelatus, 2493 nucleotides. RefSeq lists its product as uncharacterized. Bases 1 to 2493 code for a protein of 830 amino acids. Gene Ontology annotation, molecular function: monooxygenase activity; zinc ion binding; DNA binding. The transcript has 7 exons. Lineage: Eukaryota; Fungi; Ascomycota; Eurotiomycetes; Eurotiales; Aspergillaceae. The record is from RefSeq and is a predicted model, not a curated record. Gene Ontology annotation, biological process: DNA-templated transcription.